Molecule: messenger RNA, 449 nt
Organism: Achroia grisella
Lineage: Eukaryota; Metazoa; Arthropoda; Insecta; Lepidoptera; Pyralidae
Exons: 3
Coding region: 23-403 (126 amino acids)
Source: RefSeq, a predicted model, not a curated record
AAAGACAAAUACACCACAAAGAAUGGAAGGUGGUUUCUCAAAAAGACUGCGGUGCCGUGUGACGAUAUUUCCCGCCAAUCCAAUUUAUCGUGCGCAAUGGAUUUCUAUAGUCUCUAAAGAAAGACGAGAGAUAUUAUUUAAACCGCGUAAAAAUUCUGUUCUAUGUUCAAUACAUUUCGACAAAAUCGAUAUUGUAGGGAAAGCACAGAGACGACGACUGCGUAGAACUGCUGUUCCUAAGUUUCAGAUCGCAAAUGCUAAAUCAGAUACGGAAUCUAUGUCGUACGAUCAAGAUGUUGUUGAAGAUUCCGUAGCGCAGCAAAUAGAUGGCAGCACAAAAAUUAAACGCAAAAGAUCGUACCCAGUAAGUGUGAUAGUAAUCAUGUCUACCUUUUUUUUCUAAUUUUUUACAGCUCUAGAUCCAAGCCGUUUUAUCCAACUUUUAAUGA